AUGACGUUUCGAGCACAAUUUAUUGCUCAUAAUCAUAUCAAGAUUUGUGGAUCAUACUGUUUUACAAACAAAAUACUCAUUUCCACGGAUAGUUUCAAAGUAGGAACUUAUCAGUAUUUGCGAGUCAACCACAAUUCACCCUCAUUCAUCAGUAAAAAGCUGAAGCGAUUCGGAUCGAUAUUCUUUACAAUUCGGCAUAUAUUCUGGUUACUUUUGCUCAACAGCAAAUCUACAACUGAUCAGAAAAUGUGCGGUGGAUCGACGAUUGAUUCGUUGGGAAUAACUCACAAAUACAUGAGGAGAACGCCAACAGCUGACUUUCAGAGCAGAGUACCUAUUGAUCUCAGUGGGAUUCACCGUGAAGAAACACAUUGA
Molecule: messenger RNA, 375 nt
Organism: Trichobilharzia regenti
Lineage: Eukaryota; Metazoa; Platyhelminthes; Trematoda; Strigeidida; Schistosomatidae
Source: the annotation of a GenBank genome assembly